Penicillium alfredii is the source of this 363-nucleotide messenger RNA. RefSeq lists its product as uncharacterized. NCBI's taxonomy places the organism in Eukaryota, Fungi, Ascomycota, Eurotiomycetes, Eurotiales, Aspergillaceae. The record is from RefSeq and is a predicted model, not a curated record. Bases 1 to 363 code for a protein of 120 amino acids. The transcript is spliced from 2 exons.
AUGCGGCAGGAGGCGAAGGCAACCUCGGCUUCCAGAACUCAUUCUCUCACACACGAACUGGAGCAGCUACUGCACAAGAACCCACCCCUGCUUCCCUACGCUGUGCAGCUGGUCGGUUUCUAUCAACGCAUAUGGGAUCGCUAUGUGAUGGAAUAUGCCACGAAGAUCCGGUUGGGCGAGGAACAUCGCCUGCUUCAAGACUCCAACACCUGGCUUGCGAGCGGUAAUGAGCAAGUUCAACGACUCUGCACCGAACGGGGGACAUUGUUGAGUGAGCGCCGCCAAGCUUCUGAAGCCAUCCGCAAAGCCGUUGAUGGAAUUCUUGAGAACUGUGAUAAACACAUCCUCUCGUUGGCUGAGUGA